CAUGCCUCAGCUGUAAGAGGCCCUUCUCCCCUUGGCUGGCUGGCAUCCCAGAGCAGAGGCAGAGAGAGACAGAGAGGGUAGAGUGUGAGAGACGGAGGGUGAAGAGAAAGUUACCGUGGAAAGUAGACUAGGAAAAGGCAAACAAGUGGAACUGAAACUUGAAAAAGCCUUAGGGACUGAGUUUCUGUGCAGAGUGGCUCCUGCAGGUUGUUUUUCAGUUGUGUAUUUUUAUCUGUAGUUGGCGUGCAAGCGGUUUGACAGCCAUGGCAGACACAGGUGUCAUGAAGGAGCACACAGCCCUGGCAGAGGUGGCUUACGACGAUGAGGAAGUAGCUCUGGUGAGUGCCGCCACAGAACCAGCAGUAGAUGAUGAUGACGAUGACCCCACCGGGGACGUGGACCUGGUGCUGGCCUCCGGAGGCCCAAGCGAAGCCCAGAUGAAUGGGGUCAUGGUCCUGUCCCUGCUAGACAAAAUCAUCGGUGUGGUCGACCAGAUCCAGCAGACCCAGAACGGCCUUGAGGCCCGGCAAGAAUCCAUGGAGAAGUCUGUGUCGACCAUCCAGGGGGAGCUGGCCAAGUUGUCCAAGAACCACGUGGGGACCGCCAACACGGUCAACAAAAUGCUGGAUAAGGUACGCAAGGUCAGCGUCAACGUCAAGACGGUGCGCAGCAACCUGGAGAAGCAGGCGGGCCAAAUCAAGAAGCUGGAGAGCAACGAGAACGAGCUGCUGAAGAGACGCAACUUCAAAGUCCUCAUCUACCAGGACCAUGUGAAGGCACCAAAGGCAUCAAAAGACAAGACGGCAGAGACAGCAGAGGGUAACGCAGUGGAGGGCCUUGAGCAGAUACCCGAAGAGGGACAAGAGGGAGUCCAGGCCAAUCUCAAUUCAGACGAGGAGGUGGAGAUUGAGGAGAUUAUUGAAGAGUCUCGUACCAAGCGACUCCAACGCACCACCAAGCAGCAAGUGGACAACAUAAAGAAAGCCUUCUCCAAAGAGAAAAUGGAGAAGACCAAACUAAAGACCAAGGAGAACCUGGAGAAGACAAGACAGAGAACCCGUGAGAACCUGGAGAAGACAAGACAGAGAACCCGUGACAACCUGGAGAAAACUAAGCACAGCCUAGAGAAGAAGAUCGGCAAACUCGGGACCCGCAUGACACCCAACCAGGAGCGCCGGGCAAAGAUGAAGACCUCCAAAGAUAAGGUGAGGAAGUCCCUAACCCCUGACCACACGGUCUAUGCUCGCUCUAAGACCACCGUGUACCGUGUGCCCCCAUUCACCUUCCACGUGAAGAAGAUCCGAGAUGGGGAAGAGGAGGAGGUGAUACAGAACACAGAGAUGGAGGAGGUGGCUGAGUCUGAGGGCCACCUGGGGGAAGAGGAGAAUGGGCUCGGCGUGCACGUGGAGGUGGAGGAAGGGGAGCUGGUGAGUGUGGACAGCCCAGAGAUGGAUGCUCUGUUGGAGGUGACUGAGGAUCUGGUCCUGGUGGAGGCAGACCACCUCAAGAAGGCACAACGCGAGUAGAGAGACCCACCUGUGCAGGAAAAGACGAAAUAAUGAGGAAAGGAAAGAAGCCCUCAUGAAGGAAUGAAUAAAGAAGGAAAGAAGUCUCAAUGAAUGAAAGAAUGAAGAAGGAAAGAAGUCUCGAUACAUUAGUCUAAUUACAUGGACACAAUAUUAGUUGUAGAGACUUUCUAGACGUGAUCACAAUCUAUGAUAUGUCGUUUGUUUUCUGUUCUCUUUUUAUUGUACCAAAAAUGGAUAACUUUCAUAUUUGCUCCUCUUUGCCAUAUAAAUAAGAAAAUCUAUUAAAAAACAAAGCUUUUGAAACAUGCUGCAGGCUGACUGGGAAUCUUAGACUUGUUUAGAAUCUUUGCUGAUUGUUGUUGGUUGAUAAAUUGAGGAGCGAUACAGAAAAAAAGAUAUAAAUAGUCUUUGCUAUUGAGAUGUAAUGUAUAAUAUAAUAUUAACCGUGUAUGAAAUGCACAUUAAUAGGAAGGGUAACAGGAAGUUGUUGGAAGAUUUACACAGAUCUGUGUAUUUUUGACUUGGUCAAGCCAGAAAGACAUACGAAAUACCUUGAACUUAAAUUUGAAAUCCUGAUGGUUCAAAGUGAACACAAACACACACAACAAUAAAACCAGGCACAGUUUAAAUGUUGUGGCUGAGUGGUGUAUGUUAUUGUGGUUGAUGAUUUAAAUUAUGUGUAAAAAUAUAAAACUGAACUCAAAGGAAUGAGUGCUUGAGUAAUGAGUUAUGCCUCAGAGCAAAAUAUACUACUCACAGCAUCGUGUCAAAUGUAAGAAUUAUUUGUAAGGUAAAAUACAAAUGUAAAGUACUGAAAAUAGAAGUGUAAUAUCUUUUCAAUUGUAUCAGGAAUACUGAAAUACUUACACAAAUGUAUAAGAAUUAAAAAGUUAAGAAUUUUUCAUGAACUUGUGACGAACAUUAUAGGAUCUCAAGUUUUAUAUCAAACAAACAAAAAAGAUACAAAUACAAAUGAUCAAAUUAAAUGUAUGCUAUAUUAUUAGGGAAAUAUCUCCUGCUACUCUAUCCAGGGUCAUUAUUCGGUUGCUCAUUUCAGCAGUGAUUUUAAACUACUAAAAGCAUAUAAUAAUAAAAUUUAGGAUGUAACCUUUGCUGUGAUUUAUCUUUACAAUGCAGGCUUGAAAACACUGUUUGGUCAUCUUUUACUGGAGCGCACUCAUUCCCCAUGUCAUAUUUCUAAGUUGCACACAGCACACCGCUGCACAGAAAAAAAACAAUUGCGUUUCCAUGGUUACAGCUCAUCCUAGUCCAUUUGCACAGCCCUAUAAAAAUUUCCCAAGGUAGAUGCAGGCACAAAAUAUAUGGUCUGAAGAACAAGAUGACAGUUUAAUGGCUGAUUACGUAACUCGUGGCUUGUGGAGAUUGAAAUGCCAUUCUAAAUGUAGUUAAAGGCAGACAGCACGCUGCCAGGUAUUUAUGAAUGGCUUGGUACUUGAACAAAUGUCAGACCACCGCAACUGCACGGUCCAGUUCACAAACGUUUUCACAGAGACCAGGUGCAAAUUCUGUGUUCCUCCUCGGAAUUAUUAUUGAAUGUCCACUGUGAUGGGGGAAAAUACAACUGUGACAAAUAGCAGUCAAAGACAUGACUCACAAAAUAAGGUGGCAGUGGAGGAUUAGAGGAAGCUAUUUGUUAAUAGGGUUGUGAUUAUUCUGAACCUGAUGAUGGCAGUGCUCUAUCGUUGCUUUUGACCACAGGGCUGCAGAUGGAAACGAGGUGGUGGUGCAGCCUCCAUUUUCCCUUCUUAGAGGCUGUAUGUGACCUUGAUGUGGUUUAGGCCCACUGUGUAGCAGGGAACUCCAUUAAAACAAUCAAUAGGCUGAGGGAUGCAAUUAAGGAGAGUGCUCCCGAGCACUGAGCAGGGUAUGAAAACUGGGUGAAGGACAUUUUGUAUGUGUGUAAUUGUGUGAUUGUGAAAAGUAUGUGCAUACUAUAUACUCACAAUGUGUUUGUGAAACUCUCAAGGCACCGGUCUGUGACGUCACAUAGGCUUAUAAUCACAGUAGCACACUUUUAUUGAUUUCUUUUUCGACAUGAAUGUGCACUGUCUUGCACAUCAAACAUUGAAACACUUGUAAGAUAUCAGAAAAUGUGUGUUUUUGCCGCCUUGUACAUUUUUAUAAGCUACCAGUGUGCUGCGAGUGGAAUGUAGGUGAUGCUGAGCUAAUACAGAAAAAAAGAUUAUUAGUCAUUUAAAUGAAUGUUUCACAUAAUUGCUAUAAGUAGGUGUCAUUAAAUAAAUUAGACACUGGAGCUGUUGCUGUUGUGUUUAAAGCCUCUUGUUUUAUUUGCCUAUUCCCUUCAAUAAAAAAUA
Molecule: messenger RNA, 3865 nt
Organism: Paralichthys olivaceus (Japanese flounder)
Lineage: Eukaryota; Metazoa; Chordata; Actinopteri; Pleuronectiformes; Paralichthyidae
Gene: cavin1a
Product: caveolae associated protein 1a
Biological process (GO): transcription initiation at RNA polymerase I promoter; termination of RNA polymerase I transcription
Cellular component (GO): caveola; cytoplasm
Molecular function (GO): rRNA primary transcript binding
Source: RefSeq, a predicted model, not a curated record